Messenger RNA from Fukomys damarensis (Damara mole-rat), 1951 nucleotides. RefSeq names its product lamin A/C (gene Lmna). The transcript has 10 exons. NCBI's taxonomy places the organism in Eukaryota, Metazoa, Chordata, Mammalia, Rodentia, Bathyergidae. The record is from RefSeq and is a predicted model, not a curated record. Bases 13 to 1389 code for a protein of 458 amino acids.
CUUAGGGACAGGAUGAUGGUCAGCAACACCAAAAAGGAGGGUGACCUGCUGGCCGCCCAGGCCCGGCUCAAGGACUUGGAAGCUCUUCUCAACUCCAAGGAGGCUGCGCUGAGCACAGCCCUCAGUGAGAAGCGUACGCUAGAGGGCGAGCUGCACGACCUGCGGGGGCAGGUGGCCAAGCUGGAGGCCGCCCUGGGCGAGGCCAAGAAGCAACUUCAGGAUGAGAUGCUGCGGCGGGUGGAUGCUGAGAACAGGCUGCAGACCCUGAAGGAGGAGCUGGAUUUCCAGAAGAACAUCUACAGUGAGGAGCUGCGUGAGACCAAGCGCCGCCACGAGACCCGGCUGGUGGAGAUCGAUAACGGCAAGCAGCGCGAGUUUGAGAGCCGCCUGGCCGAUGCCCUGCAGGAGCUGCGGGCCCAGCAUGAGGACCAGGUGGAGCAGUACAAGAAGGAGCUGGAGAAGACCUACUCUGCCAAGCUGGAUAACGCCAGGCAGUCCGCGGAGAGGAACAGCAACCUGGUGGGGGCUGCGCACGAGGAGCUGCAGCAGUCCCGCAUCCGCAUCGACAGCCUGUCGGCCCAGCUGAGCCAGCUGCAGAAGCAGCUGGCAGCCAAGGAGGCGAAGCUUCGGGACCUGGAGGACUCGCUGGCCCGGGAGCGCGACACCAGCCGCCGGCUGCUGGCUGACAAGGAGCGGGAGAUGGCGGAGAUGCGCGCCAGGAUGCAGCAGCAGCUGGACGAGUACCAGGAGCUGCUGGACAUCAAGCUGGCCCUGGACAUGGAGAUCCAUGCCUACCGCAAGCUCCUGGAGGGCGAGGAGGAGAGGCUCCGCCUGUCCCCCAGCCCCACGUCCCAGCGCAGCCGCGGCCGCACCUCCUCCCACUCGUCCCAGACACAUGGCGCAGGGGGCAGCAUCACCAAGAAGCGCAAGCUGGAGUCCACGGAGAGCCGUAGCAGCUUCUCGCAGCACGCGCGCACCAGCGGGCGCGUGGCUGUGGAGGAAGUGGACGAGGAGGGCAAGUUUGUGCGGCUGCGCAACAAGUCCAACGAGGACCAGUCCAUGGGCAACUGGCAGAUCAAGCGCCAGAACGGAGAGGACCCCUUGCUGACCUACCGCUUCCCACCGAAGUUCACGCUGAAGGCUGGGCAGGUCGUGACGAUCUGGGCUUCAGGAGCCGGGGCCACGCACAGCCCGCCUACCGACCUGGUGUGGAAGGCGCAGAGCACCUGGGGCUGUGGCAACAGCCUGCGCACGGCUCUCAUCAGCUCCACCGGCGAGGAGGUGGCCAUGCGCAAGCUGGUGCGCUCGGUGACCGUGGUGGAGGACGACGAGGACGAGGACGGAGAGGACCUGCUGCAUCACCACCAUGUGAGUGGCAGCCGCCGCUGAGCAGCCCGCGGGGGGCCCGCCAGGCCCGGGCAGCCUCUCUCCCCGCCUCCCACGCCAAAGUCUUUUCAUUAAAGAAUGUUUUGGAACUUCACUUGCUGCCUGGCCUUUCUUCUCUCUCCUCCCCUACCUGGACCGGGGAGCCCAGGUGUCUGGGCGCCCUCCUCUGGUAAGGACGGGAGUCGUGGAGAAUUCCCCCGGGAGCAGGGGACAAGGGUCUGGAUUUGUCUCCUGGCAGGGGCCGGAGGACAGAGGUGGACGCUCCAGCCCUGCAUCUUCCCCCUCUGAGGCUGCAUGCAUGCAUCUCUUUUCCUGUCCCCUGGUCUUACAGCACGCUUGUCCUUUUACCACCCUCUUCUGCAAGAAUGUUUUCUCGCGUUCCUGCCCCUCCCAGAUUACUUUUGCAUGUCCCCACCCCUUUUCCUCUAAAGCUCGGAGUCAGAGCCACCUCUCUCCUGUCUUCCUGACCCUUCUCCCCUUCGCUUCUUCCUCCCAGCCCCUCCGGCCCUCUGGCUGCCGGGCGCAAAGCCCCCCUUCCCGCCAGCCGCAGCCCGCCGGAGCCUGA